This is a messenger RNA of Ogataea haglerorum, 837 nucleotides long. RefSeq lists its product as uncharacterized. The transcript is spliced from 2 exons. Gene Ontology annotation, cellular component: nucleus. Gene Ontology annotation, biological process: rRNA base methylation. Gene Ontology annotation, molecular function: 23S rRNA (adenine(1618)-N(6))-methyltransferase activity. The record is from RefSeq and is a predicted model, not a curated record. NCBI's taxonomy places the organism in Eukaryota, Fungi, Ascomycota, Pichiomycetes, Pichiales, Pichiaceae. The coding region runs from base 1 to 837 and encodes 278 amino acids.
AUGGAAAAUAAUAUUUCGAGGAAAUUGGAUUUUGAGACUCUGGUGGCGAAGUAUCCACGAUUGGGACGCUAUUUCAACGGAGCCAAGUACGAUUUCCAUAACAACGAUGCAGUGAUUGCGAUUACCGAGGUUUUGUUGAAGGAGUGGGGGCUGACGGUACAUAUACACAGCGACAGAUUAUGCCCGCGACUGUUCAAUCGUCUAGACUACCUGGAGUUCAUGCGCAAAUUGCUGGGUUCUUGGGAUGAUCAUGUGGGGCUUGACGUUGGGACCGGCCAUCUGGCAAUCUAUGCGCUCCUGGGAGCCAAACUGUUUGAUCUUCAAUUUAUAGGCACUGAUAUCGACGAGGAAUCAUUGGAGCUGGCUCGGGCCAUUGUUGUACAGAAUAACCUGCAGGAAAAAAUCCAGCUGGUGCUGACCAGGCAGCAGGAUCCGCUGUUUCGCCGUUUGGUUGAAUUACUGGGCUCUCGAAACGGGUUUGUCAUGUGCAACCCGCCUUUUUAUUCUUCUUUUGAGGAGAUGGAAAAAAGAGCAGAAAUGAAGGCUGACCCACGGUUCCCCAGGGCCGCAGCCAACGAGCUGGUUAUCGAGGGCGGUGAGGUAGCAUUUGUGCAAAACGCGACGCGAGCUCCAGUGCACGCGCGACAAGCUGCUGGAGCGGAUCAAUGGGCUGGAGAAUGUGGAGCAGACCAGAAGAGCGGACUCGGUCAUCUUGGAGCUUCCGGGCGACGUGUGGUCGCGAGCUUACCGCCGUCAACUAAGAUUCUUGGCAGAUCCGGCUCAGGUAGUGCUGCUGCUCGAAAGCCCGAUCAAAGUCGUCUGGAAGAGCGGCUAUAA